Verticillium alfalfae VaMs.102 is the source of this 990-nucleotide messenger RNA. RefSeq lists its product as hypothetical. The transcript has 2 exons. The coding region runs from base 1 to 990 and encodes 329 amino acids. The record is from RefSeq and is a predicted model, not a curated record. Lineage: Eukaryota; Fungi; Ascomycota; Sordariomycetes; Glomerellales; Plectosphaerellaceae.
AUGCACACGGCCUCCACCACGGCACCCGGCAUCAAGCCCGGCGGCCUCGCCUCCUCGAAAUGGGCUUCCACGACCUCCCCCGCCUGGUCCUCCCGCGGCACCCCGACCUACACCCCCCGCGGCAGCAGCAGCAGCAGCAGGAACAACAGCAGCAGCGCCGUCGGUCCCCGCGCGACGUCCGUCAUAACCCCGGCCACGCAGUGGUGGGAGACACCCAACCCAGCGCCCAAGCUGCGCGACCCUGCCGCCGCGACGUCCGCAGCGGCACCAUCCACAGCGACGCCGGCGGCAGCAGCCCCGACGACGGCGCCGCCGCCCCCAGCUGUCGGCCGCCCAGGGGGAGCUCCGCCGCUACGUCCAGAUCGGUGCGCCGCAUGGAGGUGGAAAGCUGCCCUACCCUGCGGGACGGGCUACCGGCCGGCGCCCCUGAACCCGCGAGGACGACGCCCGAGCCCAUGUUCCAAGCCUCGAACUUUUAACAAGUACUACAUGCCUCCUUCGAACGCCGCCCUCGUCCACCUUUCUCGGGCGGCACCGGCCGCCGGCGCCAAACGGCACGCACCCGCUACCCCAGAAACGUGCUCGCCCGCGCACGAGAGGGCCGACAAUUCGCUGCGCGCGGCGCUGGGGACCGGCGACGUCCGCGUCUUCCUCGGCCGGGCGAAGGAGCUGAGGAACCGGUGGAAGUAUGCCGAGGGUGACGAGCCUUCGACUGCCCAGCAGCCACCAUUACUAAAGGGACCCACGAGGGGCAGCAUCACGGGGCGGGCGCCGCUCGAGAGCUACGAUCUCGACUCGAUGUUUGGGCACAUUUUCGGCGGCUUCGAUCAGGGGUACGGCAUUGCCGAGGCGUGGGUCGCCGAGCUCGCGAGCCGGGCCGACAUGGUGCCCGCUGCUGCCGCGGACGGGGCGGCGGGCGCCGACAUGGCCAUCGACGACGACGAGGAGUUUGACUUUAUGGUGGAUGCCAUGGACUGGGAGGCUGUUUAG